Molecule: messenger RNA, 2447 nt
Organism: Ictalurus furcatus (blue catfish)
Lineage: Eukaryota; Metazoa; Chordata; Actinopteri; Siluriformes; Ictaluridae
Gene: lpgat1
Product: lysophosphatidylglycerol acyltransferase 1
Exons: 9
Coding region: 1023-2153 (376 amino acids)
Cellular component (GO): endomembrane system
Molecular function (GO): acyltransferase activity
Source: RefSeq, a predicted model, not a curated record
GUGAUUCAACCGGAAAUCACACAAAGGUGCAAAGAACUAAGACUGGAACCCGCUCGUUUAGUAAUUGUGUUCCUUGUUUGGCCGCGUGGUGGCGGUAGACUCACUGGCGUUGCUCUGGCAACCCACAUAAUAGCGAAGAAGAAAAAUUAAAGCGGAGGAAGACACGCACGAAGAAGAAGCAGACGAAGGCGACCGUUGCGUUUUCCUCACGACGCUCCUCCAUCUGCAAAAGUCUCUGCUUUUCCGUUUGUUAAAAGGACCGGUAGGAACGAUUCAUCCGAAUCGAUUCCGCGUUUAAGUGGUCCGCUCGGUGUGUUAUCCGGGGGAACAAAAACAACGGGAUUCUACCUUCCUGUAUUAUUAUUAUUAUUAUUUUAUCUUCGCGCGACCUCGUAGUUUUUUUUUUUUUUUGGAGGGGAUUUGACAUCAGCGAGCGGCAUCACCACCACCUUCAUCCUCAUCAUCAACAACUUGGAGGCCAGAAAGAAGAUUCAUCCGUGUGUUUAUUUCCUGCUCGGAUGCAUCGCAGAAAUUCUUCUUCCGGCGCUAUUGAUUACUCGAUGCUUUGAUUGAUCGGUCGAUUGGCUGAAGCAGAUGCAGCGGGAAGGGCUCGUGCACACCGGCGUGGUUGACAUGGCAACGACUUCUUCAACGGCCCGGAUUAUUUAGCUGUAUCAAAUAUAUAUAUAUAUAUAUAUAAUCUGUACUAAUCGCUGUAAUCUCCAUGUGACUUUGCAUCAGUGUGUAGUUUAGCCCAGCUCCCCUCAGCUGGCUCUUUUCUCCUUUCAUCGUCCGGCAUUUGCUCCCACUGUUGCAGUUGCUGCUCACUUUUCCAGUAAUGGCUAAGUGAUUCAACAAAGCGGAGCGUGUUAGUGACUCGCAGGUUAAUAAUUAAGUCGCCGUGUCUAAGGCCGUAACUGAUAGAAGCGCAGGGUUGCGUGUGUUUGUCUGUGCUUUGUCUUCAUUGAGCGCUGAGGACACACACACAGAGUCAAAGAGCCCUGUAGUGUGCUUGUAGCAGAAUGGCCCCGCUGGUUGAAGAGCUGCGCAGACUGGGCUGGAUUCUCGUCAAAGCUCUGCUGCGCUUCACCUUCAUGUUCAUUAACAACUGCGUGGCGAUUCCAUCCUACUGCUUGUACCUGAUCGUCUUGCAGCCGCUGAGGAUGGUGCACGGCUCUGCUUUCUGGCACAUCGAGGGCGUCAUGUUCCGGUGGCUACUGGCCAUGGUGGCGUCGUGGGGCUGGUGUGCAGGAUACACAGUGACGGAGUGGGGCGACGACGUGAGGCCGAUAUCCGAAGAUGAAACGAUGGUCAUCGUCAACCAUCAGGCCACCGGGGACGUCUGCACUCUAAUGAUGUGCUUGCAGGAUAAAGGAACGGUGGUGCGGAAGAUGAUGUGGUUAAUGGACCACGUGUUUAAAUACACCAACUUUGGCCUGGUGUCUCUGAUCCAUGGAGAUUUCUUCAUCAGACAGGGCAAAGCGUAUCGGGACAAGCAGCUCAUUUACCUGAAGAGUCACCUGGACAAGUAUUACUACAGCCGAGACAGGAAGUGGAUCGUUCUGUUCCCUGAGGGCGGCUUCUUGAGAAAAAGGCGAGAGACGAGCCAGUCGUUUGCCAAGAAGAACGAUUUACCCCACUUAACACACGUGACGCUGCCACGCCUCGGGGCCACUCGGGUAAUCCUGAAAACACUUGGACCACAGCAGGAGAACGGCAUGCUGGGAAAUGACGCCGGCUCGUCAGCGCAGAAAGAUAGUAAAUCUAGAGGCCUGCAGUGGGUAGUGGAUGUGACAAUAGCAUACCCUGAAGCCAAACCCAUGGACAUCCAGACGUGGAUUUUUGGCUACAGAAGUCCCACUGUCACACACGUGCACUACAGGAUCUACCCGGUACGAGAGGUGCCAGUGGAGAUGGAUGCUCUCACAGACUGGCUGUAUCAGAGGUUUGUGGAGAAGGAAGAACUUCUCGCUCACUUCUAUAAGACAGGAGUGUUCCCUCCAUCGAAAGGUCAGAAGGAGGCCGUUUCCCGGGCGAUGACGCUAGACCUUGCGUGGCUGUGCGCCGUCCAGUCGUUUGCCUUCAUCUCAGGCUACAUGUGGUACAGCGUCCUUCAGUACGUCUACUGCUGGCUCUGCUCACUGCUGUGGUGAAGAGAGAGAUCGCGAGAGCGAGAAAGGGAUGGAAAGAGGGACGAUGAUGGAGGAAGGAGGAACAGCCAUCGAUGCCGGUCUAGGAUCUAUUGAAAUGCCACAGACGUUGUCUUAGCUCACUGGAUUGCAAGAUGGCCAUGGAGGAAAAUUGUAUUUGAUUCGAAAACCCAAACCUACACGCACGCACACACACAGUUUUGCAAUACGAACAUGCAUACAAAGAAAUAGGUGAACAGUGACAUCAUGUUUACACACAUACAUGUCUAUAUAUAUAUAUAUAUAUAUAUAUAUAUA